GCUUUUCAGCGAGUUUUUAGGACAUCCUGAUAAUAAUGAAUUACAGUAGUCCAGCCUGGAAGUAAUAAAUGCAUGAACUAGUUUUUCAGCGUCACUCUGAGACCGUUUCCGCUCCCUUAACACUAAAGCAGAGAGAAUGAGGAGGAGCUUCUUCGCCCAGGCUCUUCGGGCCCUGAACCAGAUGUUCGACCUGGGCUUCAGGCACUUUGUGGGAGUGGACGGCAGUGAGGGCAUGUUGGAGAAAGCUGAAAAGACCGGCCUCUAUCAGGAUCUCAAACUGGUCUUACUGGGUCCACAGCCGCUACCUGUACAGACUGGUGUGACACAUACACACCUGUCACACACUCAUAAAUAUAGCCCUGUUCUUCUCGUGCUAACUGAAGGGAUUUCUGUCUUGGUUCCAGAUGUGUUUGAUGUGGUGACCAUUGUUGGCGCUCUGGACGCUGGUUUUGUUCCAGUCAGUGCUGUCAGGGAGCUGUGCCGGGCCGCCAAACCAGGAGGCUUUGUCUGUUUGAUGAGAGGGAACCACAGGGGAGCACCGGCAGCGAGUUACAAGAAGGACCUGGAGACAGAGCUGCAACAGAUGGAGGAGGAGGGACUGUGGAGUCGGGUAGCAAUCCAGGAGGUGGACAGAUACAUGGAAGACCCACAUCUGAAUAUUGAGAGAGACGGGAAGACCGAGCAGCAGGUCUCGUACAUCAGUGGGAAUGUUUAUUUCUACAAGAAAUCGGUCAGUCCAUAGGGGUAUGUGGCGCAGCUGAGUGGGAGUGGUGGAGCUCAGUGGGUUCAGGGUGUGCUGCCAGGGGAGGCUGACCCACACAAUGCAGCUGUUCUCAACCACCUGUAGGAUGCUGAGUCCUGAUGGGAGAGCUGUGUGGUGUGUGGAUCUGAAGGAGGCAGGUGGCUCUCACAUCAUCUGCAGUUCUGCUGGUCAGUGACAUCAUCAGGGGACGACUUCAAACCUGCCGAUAUGUUUUUUUAAAAUUCACUUUUUUUCAUCUUAGACUUUUUGUCAUUUUGAUUUUGGAGUCAGAUUACCUGCUGUUUUAAACAAUGUCAGUCUAAAUAUGAGACCAGCAAUAACCUGAGAAUCAGGUUAGAUGAUCAGCACAGUUA
Messenger RNA from Oreochromis niloticus (Nile tilapia), 1116 nucleotides. Its product is annotated as methyltransferase-like protein 27. NCBI's taxonomy places the organism in Eukaryota, Metazoa, Chordata, Actinopteri, Cichliformes, Cichlidae. The coding region runs from base 137 to 742 and encodes 201 amino acids. The record is from RefSeq and is a predicted model, not a curated record. The transcript is spliced from 3 exons.